AUGUCCCGCGCUCUUCUUAUCACUGGCGCCACCGGGAAACAAGGCGGUAGCGUCAUCAACGCCCUUCUCGCGCGCAACGCCGACUUCAAGAUCCUGGCCGUCACCCGAGACGCCGCCUCGGCUUCGGCGCAGAGGCUGGCGGCGAAAUCACCAAAAAUUUCCAUUGUCCAAGGAAACCUCGAUGACACGGAUUCCGUCUUUCAGAAUGCCAAAAAGGUGACGCCUUUGCCCAUUUGGGGUGUUUUCAGCGUACAGGUGCCCGCCUUCAACAAAAAGGGUCCUAUUAUUGAGGAAGCUCAGGGAAAGUCUCUGGUUGACUCCGCCAUCAAAUACGGGGUUAAACACUUUGUCUACUCCUCCGUUGAUCGACACGGCGCCAAGUCCAUUGACAACCCGACCAAUGUCCCCCACUUCGCCAGCAAGCACAGAAUUGAGCACCAUCUCAUCGACAAGGCCAAAAAUACCGAAAUGUCCUGGACCAUCUUACGACCUGUCGCGUUCAUGGAAAACUUUGAGCCUGGAUUCGCCGGUAAAGUCUUCGCCACAGCCUGGAGGGGCUUGUCACGUCCUCUACAAGUAGUUUCAACUGAUGACAUUGGUGUAUUUGCUGCCUUGUCAUUCCUUGAUCCUGUACGAUUCAGUGGCCAGAGCGUCUCGUUGGCAGGCGACGAGCUUUCAUACAGUCAACUGGUGGAUGUCUUCCAGAAGAAGACCGGGACACCGCUGCCUACCACCUUUGGGUUCCUAGCCCAACUGAUCCUUUGGUUGGUUAAGGAGAUGGGAACCAUGUAUGCAUUCUUUGAGAAGGAGGGCUACAACGCCGACAUCCCUGCUCUGAAGAAGAUGCAUCCUGAGUUGAAGGACCUGGGAGCUUGGUUGGAGUCCAGCCAUUUCAUGAAGAAGCAACAGUAG
Molecule: messenger RNA, 912 nt
Organism: Ilyonectria robusta
Lineage: Eukaryota; Fungi; Ascomycota; Sordariomycetes; Hypocreales; Nectriaceae
Product: nucleoside-diphosphate-sugar epimerase family protein
Exons: 2
Coding region: 1-912 (303 amino acids)
Source: RefSeq, a predicted model, not a curated record